UCGCAGCUCGCGGGAGUUUCUCGGAGGAUUUCAUUACCUGUCAUCAUCAUAACUCUCCGGAGCGGCGCGCGAGCGGACGAGCAUCUCCGGUCCUCGCGCAGACUCCCGAGCAUCUCCACAGGCGGCCGGUGCGCAACGAGAGGUACGAAGGAAGACACCAUGAGUGAGCGCUUCGACUGCAAGAACUGCAACGAGUCCCUGUGCGGACGCAAAUACAUCCAGGUGGAGGACAACCCCCACUGCAUCCCCUGCUACGACCGGAUGUUCGCCCACACCUGCCAGGAAUGUAAAGAGAUCAUCGGCCACAAUGCCAAGGAGCUCUUCUACGAGAACAGACAUUACCACUCGCACUGUUUCCGCUGCUUCCGCUGCGACCGCUCUCUGGCGGACGAGCCCUUCACCAGCCAGGAGGGGGCGCUGGUGUGCAGCGACUGCUACUGCAGCGAGUACUCCUCCAAGUGCGUGUCCUGCGACAAGUCGGUGAUGCCAGGAUCAAAGUUGCUGGAGUACGGCGGCUCCACGUGGCACGAGGACUGUUUCGUGUGUCACGGCUGCGAGAAACCGAUGGGCGCCGAGGCCUUCAUCCCCGACAACAACAACUAUUACUGCGUGCCGUGCUACGAGGGCCGCGUGGCCCCUCAGUGCAGCCACUGCAAAAAGGCACUGACUAAAGGAGGCGUGACCUACAAGGACGAGGUGUGGCACAAAGACUGUUUCCUGUGCACGGGCUGCAAGGCUCCGCUGGCCGGCCAGCCCUUCACCUCGCAGGGCGAGACUCCGUACUGCGUCAAGUGCUUCAGCAGCCUGUACGCCAAGAAGUGUGCCGGCUGCAACACGGCCAUCACAGGGUUCGGAGAUGGGAAGUACGUGUCCUUUGAGGAGCGGCAGUGGCACCAGCCGUGCUUCAAGUGUUCCCGCUGCUCCGUGUCACUGGUGGGCUCCGGCUUCUUCCCCGACCGCGACCAGAUCCUGUGCACGGACUGCAACAACGACGACUGAAGCGCGGCGAAAGAGAAGAGUGUAUGUCUGAAGCUGUCGCUGCACACGCACACAACGCAAUGUCACGAGUUCACAAACAGCGUGAACGCGAAACUCUCAUCGGCCUUCAGCACGUUGAAAUGUUUGUACAGAUUCUGCAGAAACAUCCUGGAGUGUACACUACUGUUGAAAAGUUUGGGGUCACUUAGAAAUGUAUUUAUUUUUCAAAGUAAAACACUUUUUUUCAAUGAAGAUAACAUUAAAUUAAUCAUAAAUAGCCUCUCUACAUAGUUAAUGUGUAAAUGACUAUUCUCUGGUGUUUAAAGAAGUCUCUACAGAGGUGUGUAGAGGCCCAUCUCCAGUGUUCUAAUGGUACAUUGUGUUAUCGCCUUAGAAGACUAACGGAGGGGUAGAAAACCCUCGAAAACCCUUUUUAUGUGAGCGCAGCUGAAAACAGUUAUGCUGGUGAGAGAAGCUAUAAAACUGGCCUUUUUUUGAGCCACAAGAAGAACAACAUUAAUAUUUAAAAUAAAAAUCAUUAUUUCUAACCUUAUCAAUGUCUUGACUAUAUUUUAUAUUCAUUUUGCAUUCAUUUGCUAAAAUAAAGUGAGUUUUCAUGGAAAACACCAAAUUGUCUGGGUGACCUCAAACUUUUGAACGGGAGUGUAUGUGUAUGACUUUUCAAUAUUUUAAAUGUUUUGCACACCGCAGACUAAAUUAAAUAAACAACCCAUAUAAAGUAUCUAAAGCUUUAAAUUAAACACCUUUUUUUGAAUGAACUAAAAUUGUAAUGUUUUGACCAACGCUUGGCAAACAUAUUUCUACUUUUUAAAGAAUAUUCCAAGUUACAUAUCGCUGCCCUUCUUCUUCUCCCACUGCUCCCUGUAUGUAAACUCGAGAAUUUAAUGUAUAUUUUCUUUUCAGCUUAAAACUUUAAGUCUUUCCUGGCGUACUUACAAUAAUAAUGAAUGUAACUAAAUAAAGAAUAGUGUAUAAAUGAA
Messenger RNA from Pseudoliparis swirei, 1979 nucleotides. RefSeq names its product four and a half LIM domains 3b (gene fhl3b). The record is from RefSeq and is a predicted model, not a curated record. The coding region runs from base 160 to 999 and encodes 279 amino acids. Lineage: Eukaryota; Metazoa; Chordata; Actinopteri; Perciformes; Liparidae. The transcript has 6 exons. Gene Ontology annotation, molecular function: actin binding; transcription coregulator activity. Gene Ontology annotation, biological process: actin cytoskeleton organization. Gene Ontology annotation, cellular component: stress fiber; nucleus; Z disc.